Cygnus olor (mute swan) is the source of this 1448-nucleotide messenger RNA. RefSeq names its product trafficking protein particle complex subunit 3L (gene TRAPPC3L). The transcript is spliced from 5 exons. Bases 133 to 678 code for a protein of 181 amino acids. The record is from RefSeq and is a predicted model, not a curated record. Lineage: Eukaryota; Metazoa; Chordata; Aves; Anseriformes; Anatidae. Gene Ontology annotation, biological process: intra-Golgi vesicle-mediated transport; endoplasmic reticulum to Golgi vesicle-mediated transport. Gene Ontology annotation, cellular component: TRAPP complex; cytosol; cis-Golgi network membrane.
UCAGAAGAGCAGAAAAGGGAGAACUUUAGAGGAGGGAACGAGAAAAUGCGGUAACUGAGAGAAGAACAUGCUGCUUGAGGAAGAAAAGCUAUAAGCUGACAAUCACAUAUUUCAAGCGUUAACACAAGCAACAUGUCACGGCCACCAGGAAGAAAGCAGGACAGCCAGAAAAUAAGCAGAGAACUUUUUGUGCUCACGUAUGGGGCUUUGGUAGCCCAGCUAUGUAAGGAUUAUGAAAAAGAUGAAGAUGUCAACACCUGUUUAGAUAGAAUGGGAUACGCCAUUGGCAUAAGGCUGAUUGAUGAUUUUUUAGCUCGUUCAGCUGUGAAACGUUGUCGCAGUUAUUCUGAAACCGCAGACAUGAUCGCACAGGUUGCUUUCAAGAUGUACCUUGGGGUCACCCCCAGCGUGAGCUGCAGUAGCGCUGCAGGUAAUGAAUUCUCCUUAAUCCUUGACAAAAACCCAUUGGUGGACUUUGUGGAGGAGCUGCCAGCGGAGCGAGCAUCACUUUGCUAUUGCAACCUUCUCUGUGGGGUGAUUCGAGGUGCCUUGGAAAUGGUUCACUUAGCAGCAGAAGUGACCUUCCUGCAGGACAGGCUGAAGGGUGAUGCCGUGACAGAAAUAGGAAUUACAUUUUUAAGGAAGGCUGAAGACAGAAAGCACAGAAGAAAUAAAUGAAAGGAAUAUUGGGAGAAACCUUUGCUAAGUGAUGUUUUGCACCUUUUGUUUCUGAAGACAAUGUAUAGGGUAGAAAUGUUUCCUUGAGUCAGCUGCACCACUCAGAUGUUGGAAGGGUGAAGAGAGCUGGGAAGCAAACACAAGGGCAGAGCAGGGGGAGAGCAAUCUUACUUAUCAUGACACAGGUAUUGAUGCUAAAGAUCAAAGCGGCCUUGCCCUUUCUUCUCACAUAACCAUGCUCUUGAGCUCACUGGAAGUUUUACCUCAUUAUUUAGUGCAUGCCUGAUACAAAAUAUUCAAUUGGACAGCCUGCUGUUUUCAGCUAAACAUGACCAUCUAUUUCCAUCUUGUUUGUUGGUGAUUAAAAGCAUGGCUGGUAAGAGAUGCUUUAUUUCCCUGUCUGAUUGGGGUUCAGAAUAAUAAAUCCUUUUGCUGUGACUACCAUAUGCGGUUUCUCACUGUGAAAUGUAUGCUUAGGUAUGUGAUGAUUUGCCACUCACGGUUCUUUACACGAGGAAUCCUUCCGCCUCUGAUACCCAACAGACAUGCAAUUUGUCUGGUGUGGGAUGUGGUGUGUUAGGGCUGUUUCCUCUGGGCUGGGGUGCCUUGUGUGUUCAUCAGGCAAUCAUGGCAGUGCUGGUGUUGCUCCAAACUUUAGCUUUUGUGCCAUUCCCACACUGGCCAGCUCUACAGGAGCACUGAUCCUCUGACCACGCUGAAAAAAAGCAUAGCAUAUUUAAUAUAUAACCACUGUGGAUCUGUACUUCAGC